GGGAGGCUGGGGGAGCAGGCAGCCUUCACUGAGAGAGGGGAGGGAAGGCUCAGGGAGGGGUGAACCAAGCUCUGGACCUCCUCGGGAGAAGAGUGAGACAGGGACAAAGAAAGAGCCAGUCCUCUGAGACUUUUAGGUGAAGCAAAUCCUUGGGCACCAUGCUGACCGAAAUGGAGAACACCCUGAACAACUUCAUUGAGAUCUACCACAAGUACUCCAAGCUGCAAGGGAGCGACCACGCCCUCUACAGGGAUGACCUGAAGAAGUUGUUGGAGGACGAGUGCCCUCAUUUCUUGCAGAAAAAGAAUGCAGAGACCUGGUUCAAAGAGCUGGAUAUCAAUCGAGAUAGUGCAAUCAACUUCCAGGAGUACCUGUCGCUGGUGAUAAAGGUUGGCCUGGACGCCCAUGACGAAAUCCACAAGGAGUAGCAGGGUUGCUGGCCUGGGGCUGGGCCCCUGGACUGAUCCCUGAAGAUUAAUAAAGUGAUUGAUACCUCA
This is a messenger RNA of Myotis davidii, 497 nucleotides long. RefSeq names its product S100 calcium binding protein A8 (gene S100A8). The coding region runs from base 159 to 428 and encodes 89 amino acids. NCBI's taxonomy places the organism in Eukaryota, Metazoa, Chordata, Mammalia, Chiroptera, Vespertilionidae. The record is from RefSeq and is a predicted model, not a curated record. Gene Ontology annotation, molecular function: calcium ion binding. Gene Ontology annotation, biological process: neutrophil aggregation; leukocyte migration involved in inflammatory response; response to lipopolysaccharide. The transcript is spliced from 3 exons. Gene Ontology annotation, cellular component: cytoplasm.